Ostertagia ostertagi is the source of this 294-nucleotide messenger RNA. Lineage: Eukaryota; Metazoa; Nematoda; Chromadorea; Rhabditida; Trichostrongylidae. The record is from the annotation of a GenBank genome assembly.
AUGUCAGAUGGUGGGAACUCAACGUGUCUUAAGGAUAAACCGAAGGAAGACGAAAUCAGUCUUGCAGAAAUACUGCGGAAUCUGGGCAUAAAGAUUGUCUAUUCCAUCAUUGGAGACAAUCCCGACAAAGAUAACAUUGACAAGAUCACCGGAGAUUCCAAGCUUAUUAUCAGUCUGGGUGAUUUGAUUAAACUACUGGAAGAGAUCAUAAAAUCUCAGCAAGUGUCCGUCAGGACAUCAAGAAGUAGCAGUACCAGUUCACCAACAACUAGCAGCGAGUUGCGCACCGAGUAG